Messenger RNA from Aureobasidium melanogenum CBS 110374, 1050 nucleotides. RefSeq lists its product as uncharacterized. The annotation marks the transcript as partial. The transcript is spliced from 3 exons. Lineage: Eukaryota; Fungi; Ascomycota; Dothideomycetes; Dothideales; Saccotheciaceae. The record is from RefSeq and is a predicted model, not a curated record.
AUGGCGGGAAAGGGCCAUUCGACGACAGAAAUUCCGUUUCGUGCUGCCGAUGGCGUGUCGAGAUUCUUUCUUUUCGAGGCUUUGCGUACGGGCUGUGAGGAAAUUGGUUCUGCGUCUGAGCAACUCGAGUCUGCGCGUGAUAAAGCCGAGAAGAUGCUCAUCAAGGACUCAUCUAUUGAGUUUGAAUCUCUGCUUCAGGAAAUUCUAGAAUCCUGUGUGAAGAGUUUGCAGACACAUGCUACUAUUGUUGAAGCUGUUGCUGAGACAAUGAAUGGUAAUGUUGAGCAGUCUGAUGGAACCGACAGAAAGGAAUCGAUCAAGUAUAGAUUGCUUGUUGAUCAGAUCAAGGAUGCUGCAGCUGGAGUGGAGCAAUUGAGGAGUGUGAACCUCAAGAAAGAAGAGUCACCUCCAUUACCAACCGAAAGUGACUUUGACUCGGAGCCGGAAGUGCAAUCAUCCAAAAAGCCAAAGAGUGGCAAUUCAGAGCAGACCACUCUUCCCGACAAUAAUAAGUCCGAGUCUGAGUACACCUCCAACACUCCAGCAUCAGUCACUGGAACUCCAUCAUCUGAGCUUCAAGACGAAAAGCCAAUGCAGGGCAAGGGCAAGAAGCUCGGCAAGCCGCCCAAGCCAUCAAAUAUCUACAGUGCUUCUUCAAAAGCCUCCAAUGGCACUAGCGAGGCCAUCCCUAAGCUCAGGACGGACAACGAUACCCCUAUGACCAACAACGACCAUCCACCUACAACCCCCAAGCCCGGCCCAACAAACCAAAGCUUCAUCGACUCAGAAGACAUCAACGCAGAAGUAGAAGCCCGUCUCGCCGCCAAAGAACAAAAACGUCUAAAGAAGAAACAAGCAAAAAAGCGCAAGCGCGACUCCGUGGCCUCAGAUAUCUUUUCUCCAGAUCCCAAAGCCGAGGCUGAGCAUGGAGAAAUCUUGCCAGCAAAGAAGAAAGCACGUGUUGAGAAGAUUGAUGUUGAUGAUGGAAAAGGAAAACGUCAGAACGUUGAUGAUGCGAAUGGUGGUAAAGUAAAGGCCAAGAAGCAGAAA